Molecule: messenger RNA, 235 nt
Organism: Cetraspora pellucida
Lineage: Eukaryota; Fungi; Glomeromycota; Glomeromycetes; Diversisporales; Gigasporaceae
Source: the annotation of a GenBank genome assembly
GAAUCUAUCUUAUUAUACUGAUGAAGAUACUGAAAAGGAUAAAGUGGCCUAUAAACAUUUUCUGCCUACAUCAACAGCAAUAACACAGUAUCUUCUGCGCAACAUGCUUGAUAGAAUUGAGGAUAAAGUCAAAAGAAAGGAGAAGGAACAAAAAGAGCAGAUGGAGGUAAAGGAUGACGAAGAACAAAAAGAGCAGAUGGAGGUGAAGGAUGAUGAAAAUCAAAUUAGUGACAAU